Eriocheir sinensis (Chinese mitten crab) is the source of this 4810-nucleotide messenger RNA. Its product is annotated as kelch-like protein 17. NCBI's taxonomy places the organism in Eukaryota, Metazoa, Arthropoda, Malacostraca, Decapoda, Varunidae. Gene Ontology annotation, molecular function: protein binding. The record is from RefSeq and is a predicted model, not a curated record. The transcript has 13 exons. The coding region runs from base 365 to 2215 and encodes 616 amino acids.
ACCUAACCUUACCUGACCUUACCUUACAUAACUUUAUCGAGCCUUACCUAACCUAACCUUACCUCGCCUAACUUUACCUUACCUUACAUAACCUGACCUAAUCUAACCUUACCUUACCUUACCUUACAUAACCUUAACAAACUUUACCUAACCUAACCUAACCUUACCUUACCUUACCUAACCUAACCCCACCUAACUUAACCUUACCUUACCUAACCUCACCUCACCCCACCUUACCUUACCUCACCUCACGUCACCCCACCUUACCUAACCAAACCUCACCUUACCUCACCUUCCUUUACGUAGCCAAGUCCACCCUUACACAAUCCUGCAUUACCUAACCUUAUACCUCACCCAAGCUAGCAUGAGCACCCUCACCAUCACCUCCACCUCCUCCACCUCCUCCUCGUCGUCCUCUACCUCGGCGCUGGGAGGGGUCGGGGGCGGGGGGGAGCUGGCCACCCCCACCACCCCCCUCGGCUCCCCCACCCAGCCUAUCACCCACCACUUCCAUACCACACCUGACCACGCCGCUGUCGCCCUCCAAGCCAUGAACAAACUGCGGGCAAAUACACAGCUGUGUGACAUCGAGUUGGUGGCGGGAGCAGUGUCCGUUUUCGCGCACCGGGUUGUACUGGCGGCGGCUUCGGCUUACUUUCACGUCAUGUUCAACUGUGACUUGGUCGAAAAGAAGCAGGACCGGGUAUCGCUUCAAGACCUGGAUUCCGUGGCUCUGCAGUUGCUGGUUGAGUACUCUUACACAGGAGACAUUAUCAUUACCGAGGACAAUGUGCAGGUCCUCCUCCCCGCCUCCAGCCUCCUACAGAUGAGCAGCGUGCGGGAGGCGUGCUGCAAGUUCCUUAUGAGACAACUUCACCCCUCGAACUGUUUGGGGAUUAGAAGCUUUGCAGACACCCACAGCUGCGGCGAACUUCACACUCGCUCGCACAAGUUCGCGCUGCAGAAUUUCCCCGAAGUGUGUGGCACCGAAGAGUUCCUGCUGUUGCCCUACAAACAGGUGGAGGAGCUCAUCUCGUCCCCCCACCUGAACGUGCCGUGUGAGGAGAAGGUGUUUACGGCGGUCAUCUCCUGGGUGAAGCAUGACCUCCCCGCCAGGCAGAAACUUGUGCCGGAGCUCCUGAAACACGUCCGGCUGCCUCUCCUUUCCCGUGACUUCCUGACCUCAAAUGUGGACGCCGAGCCGCUGGUCCGUGAGAACUCAGCGUGUCACCAUCUGCUACUGGAGGCGCUCAAGUACCACCUCCUACCUGAGCAACGCGCCGUUCUCGCCUCUCCCAGGACCCUUGAGAGGCAGCCCGAUGGUGUCAAGCCCUAUGUCUUUGCGUGCGGUGGAGGGAGCUUGUUCGCCAUUCACAGCGAGGUGGAGUGCUACAACCCACGGACGGACAGGUGGAUGCCCGUCGCCUCCAUGAACUAUCGAAGAUCAAGAGCGGGGGUGACGUCACUGGGUCGGUACCUGUACGUUAUGGGAGGGUACGACGGGGCGUGUGACCUAUCCUCUGCGGAGAUGUACAACCCAGCGAUUAACAAGUGGCUUAACAUCACCGCUAUGGGCACUAAGCGCUCGUGUCUGGGGGUGGGCGCGAGUAAUGGAUUGAUAUACUGUGUUGGGGGGUAUGACGGCGCCUCGUGUCUGAGCAGCGUGGAGAGAUAUGACCCGCUGACGGGGGCGUGGACCUCCUGCCCCGCGAUGGCCACCAGGAGGCGUUAUUGUCGCGUGGCGCUGCUGGACUCCAGCAUCUACGCACUGGGCGGGUUCGAUUCCACCAACUACCAGUGCACGGUGGAGCGUUUGGACCCUCGCGUGGGGAAGUGGAUGAGUGUGCCCCCGAUGAUGAGCCGGCGGAGCAGUUGUGGAACGGCCGUGGUGGGCGGGAUGCUGUACUGCGUGGGCGGCAAUGAUGGAACGAUGUGCAUGUCUUCAGCGGAACGGUUCAACCCCAGGAGGAACACGUGGGAGCCGAUCACAGCCAUGCACUCGAGAAGGUCGACACACGAGGUGGUAGAGAUUGAGGGCCUGUUGUACGCGCUGGGCGGCAACGACGGAUCCUCCUCCCUCAACUCCAUGGAGCGGUAUGACGUGAAGCAGAACAAGUGGGUGCUCGUCACUUCCAUGCUUUCCAGAAGGUCAUCAGUGGGGGCGGCGGUGGUGGACUGUCUGCAGCUGGAGCGAGGGCUGACCAAAAGCAGCUGACAGGCGGAACGGUACCCAUCUCUCCUGUCCUAGUGAGGGGAGCCCAGGCCCUCACUAGCCCAGCCCUGCCCUUACCCAGCCCUUACCCAGACCCAGACCUGCCCUUACCUAUCACCAAAGCCCGUUACGUAAGCCUUGUUGCCCUAGAUUUGUUCUCCAAUGACUAUUCAUGAUCUAUUUUCUAUCGCUUGUUAUCUAUUGCCUAUCUCCCAUUACCCAUUACGUAAGCCCAAUUUCGCUAAGCCUAUCCAUUAUCUAAGCCUAUUACGUAAGCCCUGUUGCCGUAGAUUUGUUCUCCAAUGACUAUUCAUGAUCUAUUUUCUAUCGCUUGCUAUCUAUUACCUAUCUCCCAUUACCCAUUACGUAAGCCCAAUUUCCCUAAGCCCUGUUAUCUGUCUUGUUUUCAUUUUCCUAGUUGUUGUUUUUUUCCCUUUAUCUGCUACCCAUUAUUUUUUUCAGUUACCCAAUACCUAAGCCCAAUUUGCCUAGGCCUAUUAUCUUUCCAAUUAACAGGCUAAUCUGUUUUCCUGUUGCUAGUUGGUAUUACUGUAUUCAUCCAUUACCCAUUACCUUAACCCACUGCCUAAGUAAGCCCUAUUUCCUUGGCCAGCUUGCUUAAUUAUUGUUUUUGGUGACUCGUAUAUUUUUUCCCUGUUAUUUGUUUCCUUUUACCCAUUUCCUAUUUUCUUGUUAGUUACCCAUUACCUAAUACAUCAACCCAUCAAUUAUUUCCCCUGACUAAUUUCCUUUUCUUCUCAUCUAUUUCCCCAUUCCCCAUUUUCUUUCUUUAUUGUUCCCCAUUCCCCAUUUUCUUUCUUUACUGUUCCCCUUCCCCAUUUUCUUUACUGUUCCCCAUUCCCCAUUUUCUUUCUUUACUGUUCCCCAUUCCCAUUUUCUUUCUAGCUUGCAUCCCCUUAUCACCACCACCACCACCACAACACCAUUACAACCUCCCCCAUCAACUAACUAACCACUACCCCCCCCCAUCACCACUAACCACAGUCCCCCCCUCCCAGCACCACCACUACCCCCUCCCCCCUCCCCCCGGGCAAGUAUUUUUAAGAGUAACUCAACUAUUCUCAAUGUUCGUGAUGGUGUCAUUCAAAUUUGUGCUAAGUCAACCAGUCUACUAAGUCAAUUCAGUCUCGUGUGUGUGUGUGUGUGUGUGUGUGUGUGUGUGUGUGUGUGUGUGUGUGUGUGUGUGUGUGUGUGUGUUGAUUAAUGGUCUACCUGAGCCUCUAGUGAGUUACCUGUGUGUGCGUACCUGUGUGUGUGUGUACCUGUCUCAGUCUUGUACCUGUGACCCCGCCUUCGACCCUGUACGCCUUUGACCUUGUACUAGUCACCCCUUUAAGCUAAGCCUUUCUAGUCAUUCUCUUAAGUACACAGUCAUUCACUUGGGAUUAACUAGUCAUUCUCCUAAGUACACAAUCGUUUUCUUAAGAGUGUAUCAUAAGAGUUCCCUUAUGCAGAAUUUCCUUGGGAGUACAUCAUAACUCAGCCUUCCUUUAACUGGUCAUUCUCUUAAGUACACAAUCAUUUCCUUAAGAGUAUAUCCUAAGAGUUCCCUUAUGCAGAAUUCCCUUGGGAGUACAUUAUAAUUCAGCCUUCCUUUAAGUAGUCAUUCUCUUAAGUACACAAGCAUUUUCUUAAGAGUGUAUCCUAAGAGUUCCCUUAUGCAGAAUUCCACUUGGGAGUACAUCAUAAUUCAUCUUGGUAUAUUUAUCGGAGUUUCCUUUUUUUAUACUGAAUCGUUAUUAUUUUUAAGGUAACGUGAAUAUACUACUCACUCAUUCCUUUACCUAGUCAUUCAUUUAAGAACACAGUCAUUCCUUUACGAGUAUAUCCUAGUUGUCCUUUAAGAAGUAUGUUAUUGGUGUUCCUUUGUGUACUGAAUCGGUCUGAUAUUUUUUAAGGUAAGACGAACAAGCUAACACGUUCCUUUACCUAGUCAUUCAUUUAAAAACACAGAGUCAUUCCCUUACGAGUAUAUCCUAGUUAUCCUUUAAGAAGUAUAUUUAAUGGUGUUCCUUUGUGUACUGAAUCGGUCUGAUAUUUUUUAAGGUAAGACGAACAAGCAAACACGUUCCUUUACCUAGUCAUUCAUUUAAGAACACACAGUCAUUCCCUUACGAGUAUAUCCUAGUUACCCUUUAAGAAGUAUGUUAUUGGUGUUCCUUUGUAUACUGAAUCGGUCUAAUAUUUUUUAAGGUAAGACGAACAAGCUAACACGUUCCUUUAUCUAGUCAUUCAUUUAAGUUUACCAAAGGAAGCUGAUACACUCCUUUAAGAUAUGUAUAUUUAUCGGUAUUUACUUUUUGUACUUAAAUAUUCCGUUGUGUUUAAGGUCAGAUGAACAAGCUAACACGUUCCUUUAUCUAAUCAUUCCUCUAAGAAGGCCAAAGAAAGCUUACUCAUUCUUUUAUUGUUUUAUGUAUAUGUUAACCAAAGGAAAUUUAGUCAUAUAUUUUAAGAUACGAGAAAAUAAUCUGUUGUUUUAUAUAUUUUUGCUUUGAAGAAAACACAAAGAAACAAAAGUUGAAAAAAACACCAGACAUGAUUAAAACGAACAAAUAAACAUGAUCACAAACGUCA